This is a messenger RNA of Microplitis demolitor, 522 nucleotides long. RefSeq names its product glutamic acid-rich protein-like. Bases 1 to 522 code for a protein of 173 amino acids. The record is from RefSeq and is a predicted model, not a curated record. The transcript is spliced from 3 exons. Lineage: Eukaryota; Metazoa; Arthropoda; Insecta; Hymenoptera; Braconidae.
AUGGCGAAACGAAACAUAGCAGUUAUCAAAAAUGAGGCUGAAGAGAAUUGGCGGAAAAUAGUAACUAAAACGCUAGAUGAAGUGUACGGUGAAAAUUUAGUGAAUUUCUCAGCAAAAGGAAAAAAUUCGAAGAAACGUCCAGGCAUCCAUAAUCGUUUAUACAAAGGACUAUAUGGCUGGGCGAAAGAAAAAGAUUCAUCAAUUAUACAGGUUAAAUUUGCCAAAUGUAUAAACGACCAUUGCUCUAAUCAACCUAGAUCUGACUAUGAACCUGAACGAAAAAAAAGGAAGAAGACCGACAAUACGGCAGAAAAAGAAAUCGAACAAACUCGCAGAAUAAUUGUGGAUGAUGAAGAAAUAGAAACUUCAGAAGGCAAAAAAAAAGAAAAAGAAGAAGAAGAAGUAGACUCAGAAGAAGAAUCAGGAGAAAAAGAAGAGGAAGAUGACUCAGGCGAAGAAGAAGACUCACGUGGAGAAGAAGAGGAAGAAGAAGGAAAAGAAAAUGGAGUAAGAUCGAAGUAA